AUGACGUCGUCGACUGCUUCAACUGCAACUCCUCUCCGUCACGCAUUCGAGCGACGCGUAGAGGAGGUGAAACCCAUGAAAAGUGAUAUCAAUGCUCUUAUCUUAGACUAUCUUACCACCGAAGGUUACCCUUCAGCUGCGGCCAAGUUCUCUAAAGAAGCCAACCUUCAACCACUCCAGGAAGAAGAGUCGGUCAGAGCGCGUCAACAGAUCCAGCAUUCCAUUCAUUUGGGUAGCAUUCAGGAUGCCAUUGACGCCCUGAAUGAUCUUGAACCACAGGUUUUAGAUAGUAACCCACCCUUACACUUCUCUCUCCUGAGAUUGCAGCUCGUCGAACUUAUCCGAGAAUGCAACUCCAAACCCGGUGGAGACAUCACUCCCGCCUUGACCUUUGCGACUCAGCAAUUGGCACCCCGAGCGCCUACGAACCCUGAAUUUCUAGAGGACCUAGAGAGAACAAUGGCUCUUUUGGUGUUUCCACCAGACAACUUAGAACCGCAAUUGGCUGCACUUUUACACCCUGAUCUACGUAGGUCUGUGGCGGACAAUGUCAACAAAGCCAUUUUGAAGUGUCAAAACCAGAGACGGGAUGCUGCCAUCAGAAAUCUGGUGCGUCUCCGUGCGUGGGCCGAGAAUACUGCCAGAGAUGCGAAGAAGAAUUUGCCAGCUCGUCUUGACUUGGGACUUGAUAACCGAGAUGACCGGAAUGAAAAUGGGCAUGAACCUAUGGUUACAUGA
Molecule: messenger RNA, 738 nt
Organism: Glarea lozoyensis ATCC 20868
Lineage: Eukaryota; Fungi; Ascomycota; Leotiomycetes; Helotiales; Helotiaceae
Exons: 4
Coding region: 1-738 (245 amino acids)
Biological process (GO): proteasome-mediated ubiquitin-dependent protein catabolic process
Cellular component (GO): cytoplasm; nucleus
Molecular function (GO): protein binding
Source: RefSeq, a predicted model, not a curated record